AUGAUAAUCUUCAACCAUUCCAGCUUCAUGACCUUCACUCUGAUGGGCAUACCUGGCUUAGAGUCACAGCACUUAUGGCUAUCUGUUCCUUUCUCCUCCAUGUUUUUGGCUAUCUUCAUUGGCAACGGUACUAUCCUCUUCCUGGUGGCCACAGAGCCCACACUUCGCACACCAAUGUACCUGCUCCUGGCUCUGCUGAUGGCAGCUGACCUCAUAUCCACUCUGGCUCUGGUGCCCAAGCUCCUCUGCCUCUUCUGGUUCAAUGAUCGGGACAUAGCUGCCAAUGCCUGUUUCACCCAGAUGUUUUUCAUCCAUGGAGCAUCCGUGGUGCGAUCAGCCCUACUUGUUGCAAUGGCCUUUGAUCGCUUUGUGGCUGUGUGUGAGCCAUUACGUUACAACACAUUUCUGAGCCAUUCCCUAGUUGGACGCCUGGGACUGUUGGCUCUAGCCAAAGGUGUGAUUCUUAUCCUGCCCAUGCCUCUUCUACUUCAAAGGUUGACCUUCUGCCACAUAGUCAUUCCUCACACCUACUGUGAUCACAUGGCUGUGGUGAAAAUGGCCUGUGGCCACACCAGACCCAAUCGUAUCUAUGGCCUCUUUGUGAUCCUACUUGUGGUGGGACUUGAUCUGCUGCUCAUUGGCUUCUCUUAUGCCUUCAUCCUGCAGGCUGUAGUACGUCUCAACUCUCAAGCUGCCAUCUGCAAGGCCCUCAACACGUGCUCAGCCCACCUCUUUGUCAUCCUUGUCACUUAUGUGCCUGCACUCUUUUCCUCUGUUACCCAUCGCAUUGGUCGCAAUAUCCCACCUCAUGCCCAUAUUCUCCUUGCCAAUCUCUACCUUCUCCUACCCUCAAUGCUCAACCCCAUCAUCUAUGGUAUAAAGAUGAAGGAAAUACGGGACAAGGUGAAUAAAUGCCUGUGCAAAAGAACUUCAUAA
This is a messenger RNA of Lemur catta (Ring-tailed lemur), 936 nucleotides long. RefSeq names its product putative olfactory receptor 52P1. Gene Ontology annotation, molecular function: G protein-coupled receptor activity; olfactory receptor activity. The coding region runs from base 1 to 936 and encodes 311 amino acids. The transcript has a single exon. Lineage: Eukaryota; Metazoa; Chordata; Mammalia; Primates; Lemuridae. Gene Ontology annotation, biological process: G protein-coupled receptor signaling pathway. The record is from RefSeq and is a predicted model, not a curated record. Gene Ontology annotation, cellular component: membrane.